GGGGCUAGAGGGCGCUAGCGAACGUCUGAAAUAACCACUCAGUUGGCUCGGGGUUCAAACGUGUCGCCCCAACCAGCGAGUUGCGCAGCGCUGGAUCAAGUGCUCAGUUGGUGUGGACGCUUGGCUCUAUCCAUGAGCGUUCAGUGGCGGGUGAGUCGAAGGCUCGUCCGGUGUCGAUCCAUGAAUCUAGAGGCCGUGCUCGUGGCAGGACGACUUCUUUUGGUCGUGCCCCUGAAAUAGGAGCGCGCUGACAACGGAUUUCGCCUCAGCUGCAUCUACGAGGCUCUGAACAUGGCCUGACGUGACGAGGAAGUCGAUUGCAGACACGGGUGACAAAACAGACGCACCAACUGUCGCCGAAGCACUGGCCCCAGGCGCCUUGACGGCUUCACCGUCAUGCUGAGGUGCUGUCGGGCGAAGCUGAUAUUAUGGCUGUCGCGGCUGCUGUUCGUUGCCGCUCAUCUAUGGUCAGCUGAAGCUUGUCCCCAGCGCUGCAACUGCCUCGAACUACAGGUGCUGUGCCAAGAGGCCGGCUACAGGGAGCUGCCAGCGCCCGUUCCCCGCGCAGCCGUGGCGCUGCUGCUGACCAGCAACCAGCUCGAGCGGCUGGCCACCGACAGCUUCCGCGGCCUGGUGCGGCUGCGCAAGCUCAUCCUGGACAACAACCGCAUACAGGCGCUGGCGCCGUUCACUUUCCGCGGGCUCGCCGGACUCGACGAGCUCAGCCUGCAGAACAACCCGCUCACAGUGCUCUCGCAGCAGUCGCUGUCCGGCCUGAGCCGGGUGCGAAUGCUGCAGCUGGGCUUCAACCGCAUCGCUCGCGUGGAGCCGAUCGCGUUCGCCGGAAGCAGCGACAUCGGCAGCAUCUCGCUCGAGGGCAACCCGCUCGCGCUGCUUCGCUCGCGCGCCUUCGCCAACCUCAGCCGGGUCGGCUCACUCAGGCUGCCCCGGAGUCUUGCCGCCAUGGAGCCGGACGCCUUUGCGGGUCUGCGCAACGUGAGCCUGGUGUCCCUGGAGGCCCCGCGGCUGCAGCGCCUGCCUCAGUUCGCCUUCCGGGGUCUGGAGCACGCCGGCGAGCUGCUCAUCCGGGACGCCGAGAUCGGCCUCAUCGACUCCGGCGCCUUCGCCGGCCUCAGCCACGCACGCCGGGUCACGCUCGAAGGCUGCACCGUGGAGGCGGUGCGGGCGGCCGCGUUCGCCGGCAUGCGAGCCGUCGGCCAGCUCAGGCUAAGCGGAAACCGCCUCGGCAGCGUGCUGCCCGGUGCCCUGGACGCGCUCGACCAGGCGUCCGUGGGUCACGUGCUGCUCUCGGGCAACUGGCUGCCCUGCGACUGCCGCCUCCGCUGGGCUCCCGAGUCGCUGAGGCGGCGCGGCUUCUGCUCGUCGCCCGCGCACCUGCUCAACGCGUCGGCCGCCCAGGUGUCGCUGGACACGCUGCCGCGCUGCCUGCCCGAGCACUUCGUGCCGCACUCGAGGCCCGAAGCCCCUCCGCUGUCGGGCCGGCAGCAGACGAGCGGCGCCGCGACGCGACUCCGACCCGGUUCGCGAAGUAGUGCGCACCUGACCGCGCUGGUCCCGCUGCUGCUCGUCGCCGGCUCCCGGGUGCAGCGCCUCGUCGCCACAACGUCGUGCCUCCCGCAGUGCAAUCUCUGACAACCUGCGCCAUAAUUUGGCCGUGCGCGCAAGGUGCGCACCCCACCUACCGGCAUCCGUCGCGUCCCCCGCGGGCGCUUCUGCAGUGCUGGUUGCAGUUGUGCCCCUAUACGCAGAGCGAGUGGUCACCGCAAGGAACUCCUCGCACAGAUACGGCAAUUUCUGAAGUGCAUGGCUGGCCCAAAGAGACUUGUGCGCCACCUUCGAUAUCUUAUUUUUGUUCAUGUUUCAUAUAAGCGCUCAGCCAUGGUAUAUACAUGUAGACCCGGCACGCCAGCAUCCCGUUUUACUACUUUGAUUUUCGUUUUUCUUUAAUGACGCUUCAAUAUAGUAUUGAGUAUGUUUACAACUUUUCUCAUGACGCUUCAAUAUAAUCUUGAGUGUGGCAAUUUGAAACUUGUCCCGGGGUUAUUAACGAUUCUAAUCCAGUUGUUUUCCUUACAGCACUUCGUCAGAGCGGAACUCUCCCUCAUCAUCAGAGAUUCGGCUAGCGCUUAAGAGGAAGCUUUAGCUCGGGCCCAACUCCGACGCGGCCUAUUCAAAUACAUGUAAAAACGCAAAAACGUUUUCCUGAGAUAACCCCUGAAACGAUUUUAAUGAAAUUUGUUGCAUUUGAGAGAGAAAGUUAAAUUCUAGUGACUGUUGGAAGCGGAAUUUUGAUUUAGGGCUUGAAUUUUGUUAAAAGGAUUUUCAAAAAUUCAGACGUAUGAAAAAAAUACAAGCACGAAGUUUACAAACUAAUAGCUCUGCAUCAAGAACAGAUAUCGUGGUUCUGUAAGUGGCAUCCAUUAGACCAUUCAAGGCGGACAAAUUUGAUAUGUCAGUUUACAUCUUACGUGAAUUUGUUACGUUGUUUACGAGGGUUCUGCAAAAGUUGUAAUUACACAUUACUCCAUUUUUUGAGGUUCAUGUGUAACAUAUCAAUUUUGUCCGCUUUAAAUGUGCUAUCAGGUACAAUUCACAGAAUUGCGAUAUCAUUUUUUCAUGCUGAGUUACGGAGUUGUAAACUUGAUAGUUUCGUUUUCCGAAAAUUUGCGUUUUUUGCCAAAAUUUUAUAAAACAUUGUCGACCUAAAUCGAAAAUUAGAAACCAACAGUCACUAGAUUUUCAGUUUUUCUUUUAAAUGCAGCAAACCCCGUCAAAUUUGGAGCAGUGGUUGCCGAGAAAAACGAAUUCUCCUUUUACAUGUAUUUAGAUAGGAGCACCCGAGCUAAAGCUUCCUCUUAAGAGGAAGCUUUAGCUCGGGCCCAACUCCGACGCGGCCUAUUGAAAUACAUGUAAAACGCAAAAAACGUUUUUCUGAGAUAACCACUGUGUCGAUUUUAAUGAAAUUUGUUGCAUUUAAGAGAGAAAGUUAAAUUCUAGUGACUGUUUGAAGCAGAAUUUCGAUCUAGGUCCUGAAUUUUGUUAAAAAGAUUUUCAGAAAUCCGGAAGUUCAAAAGCUAUAGAAGCACUAAGUUUACAGACUAAUAGCUCUGCAUCAAGAACAGAUAUCGCGGUUUUGUGAACGGCAUCCAUUAGACCAUUGAAAGCGGACAAAUUCCAUGUGUCAUUUUAUAUAUUACGUGAAUUUAUUACGUUGUGUACAAGGGUUCUGCAAAAGCUGUAUUGCCAUAUUACUAAAUUUGAGAUUCAUGUGUAACAUAUUAAUUUUGUCCGCUUUAGAUGUACUAUUAGAUGCAAUUCACAGAAUUGUGUUAUAAUUUUUCGUUACAGAGUUGUAAACUUAAUAUCUCCGGUUCUCUUUUUUUUUUUUUUUCAUUUGCGAUUUUAGCCCAUCUUUAAUAAAAAAUUGACGACCUAAAUCAAAAGUUCGAAACGAACCCACACUAGAUUUAAAGUUUUCUUUUAAAUGCAACAAACCUCGUCAAAUUUGCUGCAGUGGUAGAGGAAGCUUUAGCUCGGGUGCUCCUAUGUAAAUACAUGUAAAAGGAGAAUUCGUUUUUCUCGGCAACCACUGCGCCGAAUUUGACGAGGUUUGUCGCACUUAUAAGAAAAACUUAAAAUCUAGUGACCGUGAGUUUCGAAUUUUUUAUUUAAAUCGUCAAUUUUUUAUUAAACAUCGGCAAAAAUCGAAAAUUUUCAAGAAACGAAACUGUCAAGUUUAUAACUGUAACUCAGUAACGAAAAACGAUAAUACAAUUCUGUGAAUUGCAUCUAAUAGUACAUCUAAAGCGGACAAAAUUGAUCUGUUACACAUGAAUCUAUAAAAUGUUAUUAAUAUGGAAAUAGAGCUUUUGCAGAACCCUUGUAAACAACGUCAGAAAUUCACGUAAGGUAUAACAUGAUACAUUGAAUUUGUCCGCUUUGAAUGAUCUAAUGGAUGCCGUUUACAGCGCCGCGAUAUCUGUUCUUGAUGCAGAGAUAUCAGUUUGUAAACUUUGUGCUUCUAUUUUUUUUUUUCAAACCUUCGAAUUUUCGAAAAUCUGUUUAACAAAAUUCAGGACCUAUAUCGAAAUUCCGCUUCCAACCGUUACUACAAUUUAAGUUUCUCUCUCAAAUGCAACAAAUUUUAUUAACAUCAGCCCAGGGGUUAUCUUAGAAAAAUGUUUUUGCGUUUUACAUGUAUUUGAAUAACCUGCGUCGGAGUUGGGCCCGAGCUGAAGCUUCCGCUUAACUGUGGAUGACAAAGAAAUAGAAUCGAGCGAAAUGAAUCAUCACACUAUGCCGGCCUUAGUGCUAACAAUACGUUCACGUGCUCUUUUAUCUUCUAGCGUUCAUGGCCUUCAGAAAUUAUACCUGUUUUGCCAUAUACGAAGGCGAAUCAGGAAUUCUCUGUCCCUAUAUAUGUUUUAUUAGCCGAAAUAAAGUAGAUACAGGUAAUUACAAAUAUACGUACUAUUCUACGUACCUUACACAUAGAUUUUUCCACAUAGUCCACACACCGGUUCGGACAUUUGUCUCGUGGCUUAGUAGACCAUAAAUAUGAUCACUUAGCACAAGCAAGGAAGUACAAAAGGGAACAAGGGGAGCGCCACUAAGCAAUAUGAACCGACUAGCCCACCAACAUGUACUUCUGGAUGUGUGCUAUCGCAGCACUAAAUGCGAGAUGCCCCUGUCGUCAGUCAGAGACACACGCGGCCUCCCCGAAAGCUCAUUGUCAUGCAAGUCUUCACGGCCCUUUGCGAAGUCACAACACCACCACGUCACACUUCUCAAAGCGCGACACAUUUCCCUAUACGCGGGCUGCAUUUCCCUGUGGAUUUCGAUGUGCGUGCGUCCCUUGCUCCAUAGAGAACCAAUCACACUCUGUUGCUCGUACACUGUGGUACAUUGAUUCUAGUACCCUGUAGCCAAGGGCGUGUGAAGCACAACCGCCAUCUUAGACAACUGACAGUAGCGCUGUACCGCGGAGCUACCGGCAGAUAAUGCAGGGCCGGUCCAAGAAAGGUCCGCCGCUGGGAAUGGAUAUGUUGACUUUGCAUUUACAGCCGUAAGUUCGUAAGCCGUAUGUACGGGCAAAGACUUCGUGAUUCGCCCUCGUAUUACAGACAGGGAAAGUAGUUGUUGCGUUUUCUGACCGCUGCUUUUUUCCCCCUCUUUUCCGUUCUUUUUUUUUUAAUUCUUUUUAAUUCCCCCCUAGAUGUUUUAGAGUUUUUAUAGCUUUCCUUUGUCAAAGUACCCGAAUUGCUGGAAGCAUGCUCGUGGCUUGGAAACUGAACUAAUCACGCUGCUUCUAAAGCAAUGCGUUUCAUGCGGCUCCGUGGCGAAAAUUUUUGCUCAACCGCUCAAGUGUAGAACGAUUUUGCGUUGCUCAGUGCUAAGUCAUUUCGCCGACCUUUGUACACCUGCUCGUGCACAUUUUACAGGAAACAUUUUCCCAAGAACCAAUGUGACACUCCAGUAGUGACAGUAAGGCAGGAAGUUGGGCUAGUUGGAAUGGACGCACAUAAUUUAAAACAGUGCGGAAGAUUACAACACCAAAAGGUGGACACAGGAUGAGCGCUGUCAAACAACUAAAAUUUAUCAGGAACAACGCAACGCAAAAGCGAAAAACGCCACCAGCGCAUGAAGAUUACCAAGUAACGCCAUGGAAUAAAUUUCGGCAAGCCUCCUCUUUCUCUUGUCGCCGUCUAUCGCGCUUACUUGGAGUGUGCAGUGAUGCGUUCUUGUUUCUGACACGUUCUUGCCUCAUGCAGUCAUGAUGGAAGCCUUCAGGCCAUUCCGCAUGUCUCACUAGUAAGCGUGCGCACCUUUAUUGCCCCCAACCCUGCGUGUACUAUUCUUCACAAACUCGGAGGGCGUGUAGGUUGUAAUGCGCAGGAGGUCAGCCCCAGCAAGGUCAACGCAGUGCAAGAGGCGUCACUUGGACUUUGUCAUCCGAUCGUCCGGGUGAUGUGCACUCUGCAGCUGGCCCGGACCGGCGACGAAGUACUCUUUUUGUUUCCGCGCGGUUCAAGAAUAUAAAUGAUGUUGACGUUG
Messenger RNA from Dermacentor andersoni, 6075 nucleotides. RefSeq lists its product as uncharacterized. The record is from RefSeq and is a predicted model, not a curated record. Gene Ontology annotation, cellular component: plasma membrane. Gene Ontology annotation, molecular function: protein binding. Lineage: Eukaryota; Metazoa; Arthropoda; Arachnida; Ixodida; Ixodidae.